UUUUCUGAACCUAGAUAUAAAUUAGAUUUCGCAGCAGCGAAUUAAAAUCGAAGACAAUGGAGGCGCUGAGGGUGUUUCACACUCUAUCUUGUUCUUCUUCUUCUUCACAUCCUCUGAGACACCUCUUCCACUUAGCGUCUUCUUCGAAAUUCACUACUUUACCUCUCUGCUCGCCUCGUUUUCUUCUGGCCCGCUCUCCUCGGCCUUCAAUCACCGUCGCCUCCGCCGUGAGGAAUCGCAGGUCCUCCACCUCCGCAACUCCAUCUUCUACUUCCGAUAGAGACGCAAUUCGCUCCAUUCGUCUCAAAAAGGUUGAGGAGUUGAGAGCUACCGGAUUUGAACCCUAUGCCUAUAAGUGGGACAGGACUCAUUCUGCUAAUCAGCUGCAAGAGUUAUACAGACAUCUUGAAAAUGGCCAAGAGUCUAAUGAUGAGAAAGAUCAUGUUUCUAUUGCAGGAAGGAUUGUUGCUCGCAGAGCUUUUGGGAAACUUGCAUUUUUGACUUUACGAGAUGAUUCAGGGACAAUUCAGCUAUACUGUGAGAAGGAUAGGCUUGCAAGCCAGUUUGACCAGUUGAAGGCACUUGUUGAUAUUGGUGAUAUUCUCGGGGCCAGUGGUUCCAUAAAGCGGACAGAGAAAGGGGAACUUUCUGUAAUUUUAAACUCAUUUUCAAUUCUCACUAAAUCAUUGCUUCCACUGCCAGACAAAUAUCAUGGUCUAACAGAUGUCGAUAAGCGCUAUCGGCAGCGCUAUGUUGAUAUGAUUGCAAAUCCUGAGGUAGCUGAUACAUUCCGUAAAAGAGCAAAGGUUGUAUCAGAAGUACGGAAGACAGUUGAAUCUUUAGGCUUCAUUGAGGUCGAAACGCCAGUUUUACAGGGAGCAGCUGGUGGAGCAGAAGCGAGGCCCUUCAUUACACACCAUAAUUCUCUUGGUAGGGAUCUUUACUUGAGAAUCGCAACGGAACUCCAUUUAAAAAGAAUGCUGGUUGGAGGGUUCGAAAGAGUGUAUGAGAUAGGCCGAAUUUUCAGAAAUGAAGGCAUUUCUACUCGUCAUAAUCCUGAAUUCACUACAAUAGAGAUCUAUGAAGCAUACUCAGAUUAUGAAAGCAUGAUGAACAUGGCUGAAGAAAUUGUAACUCGAUGUGCUCUAGCAGUUCAGGGAAAACUUAUUAUUGACUAUCAGGGUGUAGAAAUAUGCCUUGAAAGACCCUGGAGGAGAGAAACUAUGCAUAAUCUUGUGAAAGAAGCUACUGGAAUUGAUUUUACUGAGUUUGGUAGUGAUCUUGAGAAAGCGAAAGAUGUCACACUAAGUUCACUUAACAUAGGUUCGAAUAAUCAAGAAGCAAACUCAGUUCGGGCAUGUCAAUCUAUUGGUCAUGUGUUGAAUGAGGUUUUUGAGACGGUGGUAGAACCAAAUCUUAUACAGCCAACCUUUGUUUUGGACUACCCUAUUGAAAUAUCACCUCUAGCUAAGCCACACAGAAGGCAUGCAGGCUUGACUGAGAGAUUUGAACUGUUCAUUUGUGGCCGUGAACUGGGAAAUGCCUUCUCUGAAUUGACUGAUCCAUUAGAUCAGAGAGGACGCUUGGAAGAGCAAGUGAGGCAGCACAAUGAAAAGAGGGCAGCAGCUGCAACAGUUUCAGAAGUGUCUUCCGAAGAAGGAAAAAAAAGUGAUGAUGAUUCUUAUGACGUAAAUCUGGAUGAUGACUUUCUUACAGCCCUUGAGUAUGGGAUGCCUCCCGCUUCAGGAAUGGGACUUGGAAUUGACAGGCUAGUAAUGCUCCUCACAAACUCUGCUAGUAUUCGUGAUGUUAUUGCUUUUCCAGUCCUCAAGAUUCAGCAAUAAUGCUAUACAGAAUUUGCGGGAAAUGCAUUUUAGACUACAAUUGCUAAGUGGUGGAAAUUGCUGCAGGGUUUAUUUAUGUUUAUUUCAUUUCUAUGACACUGAAGAAAAGUUUUGGCGUGGGAAGUUGGUUAUGUUGUUAAAGAGAGAAUUAGUCAGCUUAUUGAGACUUGCUUGAGGAGUUCAAUACCUGUAAGUUACCAGUCAUUACUUAGUGAUAGUCAUGGCACCUUCGAAAUCACCCAAUAUUAUAUACUUUUAUAACCUGCAACUCUAAUAUAUACAUAUUUCCAGUUGGACA
This is a messenger RNA of Daucus carota subsp. sativus, 2142 nucleotides long. RefSeq names its product lysine--tRNA ligase, chloroplastic/mitochondrial. Gene Ontology annotation, molecular function: ATP binding; tRNA binding; lysine-tRNA ligase activity. Bases 57 to 1844 code for a protein of 595 amino acids. The record is from RefSeq and is a predicted model, not a curated record. NCBI's taxonomy places the organism in Eukaryota, Viridiplantae, Streptophyta, Magnoliopsida, Apiales, Apiaceae. The transcript is spliced from 14 exons. Gene Ontology annotation, biological process: lysyl-tRNA aminoacylation. Gene Ontology annotation, cellular component: cytoplasm; cytosol; mitochondrion.